This is a messenger RNA of Eruca vesicaria subsp. sativa (arugula), 438 nucleotides long. Lineage: Eukaryota; Viridiplantae; Streptophyta; Magnoliopsida; Brassicales; Brassicaceae. The record is from the annotation of a GenBank genome assembly.
AUGAAAGGUGUUCCUUUGAGAAUUGAAAUCGGUCCAAGAGAUUUGGAAAAGAAUCAGGUGAGGAUGGUUAGGCGUGACACUGGAGUAAAAAUGGAUGUGAUGAGAGGAAGCUUGGUUGAAAGAGUUAAGCACUUGAUGGAAGAAAUACAGAGAGAUCUCUAUGUUGUGGCGAAGAGAAAGCUUGAAGAGAGGAUUCAAAGGGUUGAAACUUGGGAUGAGUUUAAGGAAGCUCUGAGAAAUAAGAAGCUAGUUUUAGCUCCAUGGUGUGAUGAAGUUGAGGUGGAGAAUGAUGUGAAAGAGAAUACUAAAGGUGAAAACGAAGCAGGAGCUAAGACCCUAUGUGCUUCCUUUGAGCAGCCUGAACUAAGCAAAGACACUCUGUGCUUUGCAGCAGGAAAACCAGCCAAGAAGUGGACAUAUUGGGGAAGAAGUUACUGA